AAGUAGGGGAGUCCAUGGACUGGCCCAUUGCCGCUCUGCGGGGGAACGCGGCGAUGCUGGGAGCGGACUGUACCCCCAGCGUAGAGACUGCCGGACGCUCCGCUGCUGUCAUGGGAGGAGAGUCCUGAAUGCGAGUCUUCUGGGCCAGAGUUCCCGCUCUGGCUCCGCACUCGCUGUGUGGCCGUGGGCAACUCCUGCCCUCAGUGUUUCCCACCUGGGAAAUGGUCGGAGCGCCCGGUUCUCAGGUCUCGGGCACUCCUGAGAGGAUAGUAAGGAAGAAGUUUAUAAGCUGUUGCCCAAAGAGGAAGUUGAAGAGUGAGUCAGAGAAAGCCUUGCAGCUCAUACACAACAUGGACUUACGCACGAUGACACAGUCGCUGGUGACUCUGGCGGAGGACAACAUGGCCUUCUUCUCCAGCCAGGGCCCUGGGGAAACAGCACGGCGGCUGUCAAGUGUCUUUGCAGGUGUUCGGGAGCAGGCGCUGGGGCUGGAGCCAGCCCUGGGCCGCCUGCUGGGUGUGGCACACCUCUUUGACCUGGAUGCAGAAACACCGGCCAAUGGGUACCGCAGCCUGGUGCACACAGCCCGCUGCUGCAUGGCGCACCUGCUGCACAAAUCACGCUACGUGGCCUCCAACCGCCGCAGCAUCUUCUUCCGUACCAGCCACAACCUGGCUGAACUCGAGGCCUACCUGGCCGCCCUCACCCAGCUCCGAGCUCUGACCUACUACGCCCAGCGCCUGCUGGCCACCAACCGGCCAGGGGGACUCUUCUUCGAGGGCGACGAAGGACUCACCACAGACUUCCUGCGCGAGUAUGUCACCCUGCACAAGGGCUGUUUCUACGGCCGCUGCCUGGGCUUCCAGUUCACGCCCGCCAUCAGGCCAUUCCUGCAAACCCUCUCCAUCGGGCUGGUGUCCUUUGGGGAGCACUACAAACGCAACGAAACCGGCCUCAGUGUGGCCGCCAGCUCCCUCUUCACCGGUGGCCGCUUUGCUAUCGACCCAGAGCUGCGUGGGGCUGAGUUUGAGCGAAUCACUCAGAACCUGGACGUGCAUUUCUGGAAAGCCUUUUGGAAUAUCACUGAGAUCGAGGUGCUAUCGUCUCUAGCAAACAUGGCAUCAGCCACCGUGAGGGUAAGCCGCCUGCUCAGCCUGCCACCGGAGGCCUUUGAAAUGCCACUGACCACUGACCCCAAACUUACAGUCACCAUCCCACCCCCCUUGGCCCACAUGGGCCCUGCACCAGUCCUCGUCAGGCUCAUCUCCUAUGACCUUCGUGAAGGACAGGACAGUGAGGAGCUCAGCAGCCUGGUGAAGUCUGAGGGUCCUCGGACCCUGGAGCUUUGGCCACGCCCACAGCAGGCACCCCGCUCUCGGUACCUGGUCGUGCAUAUCCAUGGUGGUGGCUUUGUGGCCCAGACUUCCAAGUCCCACGAGCCCUACCUCAAGACCUGGGCCCAGGAGCUGGGCGUCCCCAUCCUCUCCAUCGACUACUCCCUGGCCCCAGAGGCCCCCUUCCCCCGCGCGCUGGAGGAGUGCUUCUACGCCUACUGCUGGGCCAUCAAGAACUGCGCCCUGCUCGGCUCAACAGGCGAGCGGAUAUGCCUCGCAGGGGACAGUGCAGGCGGGAACCUCUGCUUCACCGUCUCCCUUCGGGCAGCAGCCUACGGGGUGCGGGUGCCAGACGGCAUCAUGGCAGCCUAUCCAGCCACAAUGCUGCAGCCCACCGCCUCUCCCUCCCGCCUUCUGAGCCUCAUGGACCCCCUGCUGCCCCUCAGCGUGCUUUCCAAGUGUGUCAGUGCCUAUGCUGGUGGGGAGACAGAGGACCCCUCCAACUCAGACCAGAAGGCACUGGGCAUGAUGGGGCUGGUUCAGCGGGACACAGCCUUGCUCUUCCGGGACCUCCGCCUGGGAGCUUCCUCGUGGCUCAACUCCUUCCUGGAGCUGAGUGGGCGCAAGUCCCCCCGAGACUCAGUGCCCAUAGCAGAGUCUAUGCGGCGCAGUGUGUCUGAAGCAGCGCUGGACCAGCCUGAGGACCCACAGGGCACGGACUCCCUCAAGAACCUGACACUGCAUGACCUGAGUCUCAAGAGCAGCUCCGAGACAUCAGGCACCUCUGAGCUGUCCCUGUCAGCGGAGACACUUGGUCCCUCCAAGUCCUCAGACGUCAACUUCUUACUCCAGCGUGAGGAUACAUCAGAGGAGGCUGAGGCCCAAGAUGAGCUGAGCCCCGAGGACAGAGGCCGGGGAAUUCGUGCCACUUUCCCUAAGGGCUUCCGCCCGAGGCGCUCCAGCCAAGGCCCCACUCAGAUGCCCAUCUACUCAUCGCCCAUCGCCAAGAACCCCUUCAUGUCACCACUGCUGGCACCUGAGAGCAUGCUGCAGACCCUACCGCCUGUACACAUCGUGGCAUGUGCGCUGGACCCCAUGCUAGACGACUCCGUCAUGUUCGCGCGGCGGCUGCGCAGCCUGGGCAAGCCUGUGACGCUGCGCGUGGUGGAGGACCUGCCGCACGGCUUCCUGAGCCUGGCGGCGCUGUGCCGGGAGACGCGGCAGGCCGCCGCGCUGUGUGUGGAGCGUAUCCGCCUGGUCCUCACUCCGCCCGGCACCACCGCGCCCGCCGCACCGGUCUGAGCCUCGGACCAGCCAGGCCGCGCGGUACAGGGGGGCGGGGAGUGGGGGGCGGCACUAAAGGCCUCUUGUUCCCACCUGCCUCGGCAGCCUCUUCGUGAAUACUGUACUGCAUCUGCCCCGGAGGAGGGCCGCGGGACGGGGUGGGCUGUGCCUUAAGUCGGACGGUGCGGGAGGCCCGGGAGUGAAACCCUGGCCUGGAGGAAGGGGCGCACGCAGACCAGUCACAGCUGGACCUGUACUCCACCACUGCCUUCCACUGCGGCUGCAACCGGUGCUGGGGCGGGGCCUGGCCCUACCUGCGG
Molecule: messenger RNA, 2938 nt
Organism: Myotis brandtii (Brandt's bat)
Lineage: Eukaryota; Metazoa; Chordata; Mammalia; Chiroptera; Vespertilionidae
Gene: LIPE
Product: lipase, hormone-sensitive
Exons: 10
Coding region: 129-2636 (835 amino acids)
Biological process (GO): triglyceride catabolic process; cholesterol metabolic process
Cellular component (GO): cytosol
Molecular function (GO): triacylglycerol lipase activity; sterol ester esterase activity
Source: RefSeq, a predicted model, not a curated record